UUGCGGAAAAAGUCAUGAUCGAAUUUCGACUUUACCCCAAAUCCAAUCGAGAAUUUUCAUUUCCACGAGCGAUGAGUUCUAGUACGGCCCGAAUGCACUCUACUAUCUUCUCCCAAACCGAAGGGUGAAGGGUCAACGGUAAUCUCCGUCGUUCUGGUCCCCUCAAAGUUACCGCCGGCUCGGCGCGGGAAAAACAGGAGCAGGCCAAUCCAUGGCCGGUAUGUUCCUCCCAAGGAAUCCUCACGACGACUAACGUUGGACGAACUUCCAUCACAGACGAUCCUCGUCCUCCUGCCGCUUCAUGCGAUACAGAGAGAUGGCCAAUUCACCACCGCUCCUCGGCGGCUCCUCGUUGCUGUCGCUGUCGCUGGCGGCGGUCCUACUGGCGGUGCUCGGCGUUCGGAUCGCGAGCGCCGCGGGCGGAGAGCAACCGCUCGCCAAGAUAGCCAUCCACGACGCCGUUUUUGCGCUUCAUGAGAACGCUUCCGUCAGAGCCCACCCGCUUGUUCUUGGGCUCGAGGGGGAAGAUACUGAGUGGGUUGUCGUGGACUUUGAAAGCCCCGCACCUGCCGAAGAUGACUGGGUUGCAGUUUUUUCUCCUGCCAACUUCAACUCCUCUACCUGUCCACCUAUUGAUCCAAGGCAGCAUGCACCUUUUAUAUGCUCAGCUCCCAUUAAGUAUAAGUUUGCCAAUGAGUCCAGCUCUGACUAUACAAAGACGGGGAAUGCUUCUUUGGAGUUUCAACUGAUAAAUCAGAGAGCAGACUUCUCAUUUGCGCUCUUCUCAGGCGGGCUGUCAAAUCCAAAGCUUGUGGCAGUUUCGAAUAUCAUUAACUUUGCAAAUCCAAAGGCACCCCUUUAUCCACGUCUUUCGCAAGGGAAGUCUUGGGAUGAAAUGACAGUUACCUGGACUAGUGGCUAUAAUAUUGAUGAAGUGACUCCUUUUGUCGAGUGGGGUGUUAAGGGAGAAACCCAGACAAGAUCGCCAGCUGGAACAUUGACAUUUCAGCAAAAUAGCAUGUGUGGUCCACCUGCACGAACGGUGGGGUGGCGAGAUCCAGGUUUCAUACAUACAAGUUUCCUAAAGGAUCUGUGGCCCAAUGCAGAGUACACAUAUAGGCUUGGCCACAGAUUAGCUAACAAUUCAUAUGUUUGGAGCAAGGCAUACUCCUUCAAAUCAUCUCCAUAUCCGGGACAAGACUCAUUGCAGCGUGUCGUAAUAUUUGGUGAUAUGGGAAAGGCAGAGCGUGACGGUUCAAAUGAGUACAAUAACUAUCAGCCAGGCUCGUUAAACACGACAGAUCAGCUCAUCAAGGAUUUAGACAACAUAGACAUAGUGUUUCAUAUAGGUGAUAUAACAUAUGCAAAUGGAUAUAUUUCACAGUGGGAUCAGUUCACAUCUAUGAUCGAGCCCAUUGCAUCGACUGUCCCGUACAUGAUUGCGAGUGGGAAUCAUGAGCGUGAUGCUCCAGGCACGGGGUCAUUUUACGAUACCAAUGAUUCAGGUGGUGAAUGUGGCGUCCUAGCAGAGACCAUGUUCUAUGUCCCCGCAGAAAAUAGAGCGAAAUUUUGGUAUUCAACAGAUUAUGGCAUGUUCCGCUUCUGCAUAGCCAACAGUGAACACGACUGGAGGGAGGGUUCUGAACAAUAUAAGUUUAUUGAGAACUGUUUUGCAACAGUGGACAGACAAAAGCAACCUUGGCUGAUAUUUGCCGUGCAUCGUGUUCUUGGCUAUUCUUCUUUGGAUUAUUACUACAGUCUGAUGGGCUCUUUCGAGGAGCCUAUGGGAAGGGAUAGCUUGCAGAAGCUGUGGCAGAAAUACAAAGUUGACAUGGCAUUCUACGGUCAUGUCCAUAACUAUGAAAGAACAUGCCCGAUUUACCAGAAUCAAUGCGUGAACUUAGAAAGGUCUCAUUACUCGGGCACUGUGAAUGGGACGAUCCACGUCGUUGUUGGCGGCGGAGGAUCUCAAUUAUCAUACUUCAGCGAUUUGCAGCCGAUUUGGAGCCUGUAUAGAGACUUCGACUUCGGAUUUGUGAAGCUCACCGCAUUCAACCACUCAUCCCUUCUGUUCGAGUACAAGAAGAGCAGAGACGGGAAAGUCUAUGAUUCAUUUACCAUCUCUAGGGAGUACAGGGAUGUACUGGCAUGUGUACAUGAUGGUUGUGAACCAACCACUCUGGCCUCGUAGUAAUCCAAUCGAAGCAGAACUUUUCGCUCCCUUCAGGAGCCAGCUGAUUCUAAGAUUGAGAUGAUCCUUGGAUGAGGAACGUCUCGGGGUUCUUUGUGAGUUACAUUAAAAGGAGAUCUAUACUGCAUUUUGCCUGGAAAAGGGCAUAACAAAGAACGUUGCCGUGGCCUGGCAGCUUCAGGCCAUUUUCCUCCCAUUCCAAUCUCUGUCUGCUGUCUUUCCUUGACCGUUUAUUCCUUGGUUUUGUAUCUGCCCUUGUGAGAAAGGGCUGGAGGACCCCGAAACUCGCCUUCCUCGCGGUUGGCGCGAAACGGCACAUGGUUUUCAUGGGAAGGCGGCGAACCAGCAUGUAAACAAAAUUUGACUUGAUCUCCCAUUAUUAAAGUUACUAAUAUUUGUUAAUAA
This is a messenger RNA of Eucalyptus grandis, 2596 nucleotides long. RefSeq names its product probable inactive purple acid phosphatase 27. Gene Ontology annotation, molecular function: metal ion binding; acid phosphatase activity. The record is from RefSeq and is a predicted model, not a curated record. The coding region runs from base 302 to 2191 and encodes 629 amino acids. The transcript has 12 exons. Lineage: Eukaryota; Viridiplantae; Streptophyta; Magnoliopsida; Myrtales; Myrtaceae.